Molecule: messenger RNA, 1431 nt
Organism: Penicillium canariense
Lineage: Eukaryota; Fungi; Ascomycota; Eurotiomycetes; Eurotiales; Aspergillaceae
Product: FAD-dependent oxidoreductase
Exons: 2
Coding region: 1-1431 (476 amino acids)
Molecular function (GO): oxidoreductase activity; FAD binding
Source: RefSeq, a predicted model, not a curated record
AUGGGCAAUACUCAUAGCAUCGCGGGACAUGAGUGCUUCCUCGCGGCUGUCGGGCACAAUCCAAGCCUCGUGGUCUUUCAGGGUGAUGCUUUCUUUCAAUUUCGGAUGCCGCCGAUCUACAAUCUCGAUCGCCCAGUGACUCCUAUUGCUGUCACAUUCCCGGAAACCUCAGAGCAGGUGGCCAAGAUCGUUACGUGCGCUGCCAGUAACAACUAUAAAGUGCAGGCCCGCAGUGGCGGCCACAGCUAUGGAAACUAUGGCCUCGGAGGUGCAGAUGGUGCAGUGGUCGUCGACUUGAAGAAACUCCAAGACUUCUCAAUCGACCCUGUAACCCAUGUUGCGACAGUUGGAUCGGGGACUUUACUUGGUGACCUUCACUCGCGUCUUUUGAAUGCCGGUGGGAGAGCUGUGGCUCACGGUGCCUGUCUCGACGUCGGCACCGGCGGUCACUUUACGAUUGGCGGCCUGGGUACCAUGUCACGGGAAUGGGGCAUGGCCCUCGACCACAUUCGAGAAGCAGAGGUUGUCCUGGCAAAUGGAACGAUCGUGCAUGCAACCCACAUUCAGAACCCAGAUGUUCUAUUUGCUAUCCAAGGUGCUGCAGCGAGCUUCGGAAUUGUCACCAAAUUUAAGCUCCAUACUCACCCUGCUCCUACGCAGGCUGUUCAAUACUCCUAUACUUUCAACAUGGGGAGCACAGCAGAGAAAGCUCGGUUCUUCAAGGAUUGGCAGAGGUUUAUCUACGCCAAAAAUCUCACGCGCCGAGUCUCGAGCGAACUCAUGCUCUCGGAGAUGGGAAUCUUGCUUUCCGGCAUGUUCUUCGGGUCGCACGAUGAGUGGAAACAAUUCGGUCUGGAAAAGCAUUUUCCACCGACCGCUGGAGGGAACGUGGUGGUUUUGACCGAUUGGCUGGGAAUGAUUGCGAGCAAAUCCGAAGACCUUAUUCGGCAAAUUGUGGGCGGCAUUCCGUGCUCGUUCUACUCCAAGUCGAUGUCUUUCACGGAUAUGAUAUCCGAUGCCGGCGUGGACUCAUUCUUCAAAUACCUUAAUAUCGCCACAAAAGGAACACCGGUAUGGUUCAUUAUCUUCGACUUAGAAGCUGGCGCGACAAACGACGUUCCCAUGAAUGCCACCGCCUAUGCUCAUCGGGAUGCCAUUAUGUGGAUGCAAUCUUACGCGGUAAACCUUCUUGGACCGAUCUCCCAGACAACCAAAGGUUUUCUCAAUGGAAUCAACAGUGUGAUCUCCGAUACCCACCCGGGCGCGUCGUUUGGCGCCUAUCCGGGAUACGUGGAUCCGUUGCUGCAACAUGCGCAGGAAGCGUAUUGGGGAUCUAACCUUCCGAGGCUGCAACAAAUAAAGGCGGCGAUUGACCCAAAGGAUGUUUUUCACAACCCCCAAAGUGUUCAAGUGACUCUCAAGCAUUCUUAA